This is a messenger RNA of Ixodes scapularis (black-legged tick), 3028 nucleotides long. It is a transcript of the gene CrebB, whose product is annotated as cyclic AMP-dependent transcription factor ATF-1. The coding region runs from base 718 to 1941 and encodes 407 amino acids. The transcript is spliced from 8 exons. The record is from RefSeq and is a predicted model, not a curated record. Lineage: Eukaryota; Metazoa; Arthropoda; Arachnida; Ixodida; Ixodidae. Gene Ontology annotation, cellular component: transcription regulator complex; nucleus. Gene Ontology annotation, biological process: regulation of transcription by RNA polymerase II. Gene Ontology annotation, molecular function: DNA-binding transcription factor activity, RNA polymerase II-specific; protein binding; RNA polymerase II cis-regulatory region sequence-specific DNA binding.
GGGCAACAUAUGCUACGAAGGAGUGACUGCUGCAUGUGCGAAAAAUUGCAGUUCCUCGCUGCUCAUUGUUUGGAAAGACACCGUUGAACAUCUCAGUUGCGAAGCUCGGAGCCCUUUGCCGUUUUCCAUUUGUUUCUCUUUUUUUUUUACUACUAUUGCAAAUCAAACUCAAGGUUCUCGACAGGAUACCGCCCGAGCUCCGUGCUGUCCGCGCCCGCUCCCAUUUCCGACACCGCCCCCAGACAUGUACACUGCCUCAGUACGAUCGAUCGCUCCUCUCCGACAAGAAAUAUAGUUCCUGUCGUAUAUCUCUCCAGCGCCUUGACCUCUCAAUUCCAGCCUAAUAUACUCUAAGCAGGACACUUAAUGGGCGACAGGAUCCGAAUCGACUCAAAAGUGAGGCAGAUGAUCUUAUUUGAGCGUUCUAAAAAGCGUUCGUCUGCUGUCGCGAAUUUGCCGAGUGUCGUCAUGGCUGUGAAUCAGCGCGUCGCAUCCAAUGGCGGUGACGCUUCUACUCGUCACGUGCGCGUCGCAACUGGCUCGACCAAUGGCGGCCGUUGGUGGUGACGUGUCGCGGAAGGAUAUGGCGCUCUUAGGCGAGGGUGAUGCGGGCGUGCUUUCAGUGACGACGACGUUGUACUUUGACGUGGUUCCUACGUUUCUGCCAAUUUACCCACUCGGGUUGCGGCAAACUUGGUGACGAGAAAUACGUAACCGAUGGAAGUCCUGAUGGAGGAGGGCUCGGCCACGGUGACCUCUGCGCCCUCGAUCUCCCGUGGCGGCGGCGGCGGCACGAGCACGGCGGCGCCCUCUCGCUCUAGCCCGGCUCCCUCCACUGUGGUGGCGGUCUCCUCGUCCCAGGGGCGCACCAACGGCACGGUCGUGUUUGCCUCCCCGGCACAGGUCAAGCAGCUCAACGUGGUUCCCUCCUCCACAACGCAGGCGCUGGCAGUUCAACAGCCGGGGGGCGGUGUCUCCAUUGUACACGUGUCCAUCCCCAACCAGCAGAUGCAUGUCCAGUCGGUCAUCCAGCCCAACCAGCAGUCGGUCAUCCAGGCUGCCGGGGGCGCCGCCCUCCAGACGCUGGGCAAGAAUGUUAUUUUGGUAAAUAAGGGCUCAGUGAUCCACAGUGCCGACGGAGACGCCGGCGUCCAUCCCGUGCAGCUGAUUCCGGCGGGAAAGCUGGAUGCGACGGGCCAGGCGGCGAUGGUGACGGGAGAAGACGAACCCAAGAAACGGAGGGAGCUCCUGGCGCGGCGGCCCUCGUACCGCAGGAUCCUCAACGAGCUGUCGUCGACGGAAGCCCAGGGAGCGGUGGCGUCGCUGACGGAAGAGGCCAAGGAAGAGCAGGAGGACGACCCGGAUGGCACCAUCACCGUGGCCGGCACUCAGUACCACACGGCCGCCGGACUGCUCAAAGGUGGGCGCCGCCGCUACGGCGCCUGGGACGCGUCGUCUCUGACCGUGGUCCCGGCGUCUGCCAUCCAGCUGGCCACCGUGACGCAAGAAGGCAGCCUGCAGGGGCUGCAGACCCUGACCAUGACCAACGCGGGUUCGGCCGCCACGGCGGGAACCAUCGUGCAGUACGCCCAGGGACAAGAUGGGCAGUUCUUUGUGCCAGUGACGGUGUCUGCGGCAGACCUGCAGGCCUACCAGAUUCGGACGACGGGUGGCGGGGGCUCCAACCAGGGCCUGACGCAGAGCGUGGUCAUGGCCCCCGCGGCGAGCCUGCAGAGCCAGCAGUCGCUCGCCGAAGAGGCCUCGCGCAAGCGGGAGCUGCGCCUACUCAAGAACAGGGACGCGGCCAAGGAGUGUCGUCGCAAGAAGAAGGAGUACAUCAAGUGUCUGGAGAACAGGGUGGCCGUACUGGAGAACCAAAACAAGGCACUCAUCGACGAGCUCAAGUCCCUUAAGGAGCUCUACUGCCAGAAGAACGAGUGAAGAUCCCCGGCCACCGUGUACAGCACCGACCUCGCUUCUGGCCCCGGCCGACCCGAACCGUUCACCGUUUCCUGCGGGCCGGUCGGAUCACGAGGGACACAACUGGUACCGCCUAGAAGACUGAGCCCGCGCCUCUCCCCGGGCGUCGAGGGCUUGCACCGCCACCAUUCAUUGCGGUCGCCUUGCUACCGAGGACAUAGUGCCUGCCGCAUGCCCGUUUCGUUACCGAAUCUGAUUUUCUCGGCAGAAACGAGGAUGAAUGGCCACCAGCAUAGAGCGAUGACAUCAAGUGCGCAUCAAGUGCAAGUUUGUUGCAGGUCUAGAAUAGCAAAACAAGCUCCACCCACAAGGCUCUCUAUGAUUGGCUGUUUCCUCCUCUCCAAUAUUUGCUCCGACGAAGCUGAAGAAUGACGACGUAAUGUGCAGGCUUUGUCUUCUAGGCGGUAUAGGUAAAACACUACACAUUAUCACCUUUUUUUUUUUUUCUGAUUAUUUUUGUUUGUUUUAAGACCAGCUUCUGUCCAGUUUGCACUGGUGUCAGUUAGGCUGAAGAAUAUUGUACAAAAGAUCUCAUCACCUGUAAGGGUUUUUCUCUUUUUGUGUGUGGGCCUUUGGUCCGAACUGGCCACCAUGGUUUCCAGAUCUAGGGUUUCCUUGUAAAUACUGUAAAUAGCCGUCUCGUCUCAUUGCGCCAUUGUCUGUUUUUGUACAUUCUGUUUAAGCAAUCAUGCGAGGUCAGAGACCCAGCCUCGGGCUUUGUUGAAAGUAAAAAACAAGUGUGUCGAGUGAUCUUUUGGUGCUGGUUUUGAUAUUUUUAGUAGUUUUUUCUGUUGUUCUGACUGCCAUCGUGCAUUGAUUCGUCACUGUCUCUGGAUCACUGGUUGAGUGUGUUCUGCGGCAACCUUCGCAACAUUGAACGUGGUGCCUACGCACCGCGAUGCAGUCCUGCAUUCAACCGGAGAGAACCACAUUUUGUUCAGACAUUCAGAGCAUUUUUUUCUUUUCAAUUCUAUUACAUCUUGGAGAUCAUCCUGUGCCUUGAUAUAUUUGUAAAUCAUCGAAAAUAAAAAGGUACAUAAGACGCUUU